Magallana angulata is the source of this 1742-nucleotide messenger RNA. Its product is annotated as S-adenosylmethionine-dependent methyltransferase Rv2258c-like. Bases 73 to 1101 code for a protein of 342 amino acids. Lineage: Eukaryota; Metazoa; Mollusca; Bivalvia; Ostreida; Ostreidae. The record is from RefSeq and is a predicted model, not a curated record. The transcript is spliced from 4 exons.
UUGCCACUCAAGGCCAGUUUGUUUUUUUCAAGUUGUGCAACUUGAUGCAAGUGAUUUUCACAUUGCACAACCAUGGCAGAGCAGGGUGGACGUCGAGAUUUGGACAAGCUUGUCAAGGAUGGCCUCAGUGCUCUUGUGUUUGGGGUUGGUUACAAAGUCGGAAUUAUUGAACACUUCAUUAAAAUCAAACAACCGUGCACUGCACAGGAGCUUGCUGAAAAAACUGGAAUGAAAGAAAGGUACAUUCAGGAAUGGCUGAACAGUAUGGUGGCCUCAGGAAUCGUGAAGUCACACGCAGACGACAGAUUCUCCCUGCCCUAUUCGGACUCUGAGCUAAAGACACAUGGGCAUGGCGCCACAGUCCUUCCUAUUCUGAGCGCCAUGUUACCAAAACUGGAGGCAGUUCUCCCAAAUAAUGGACCAAGAGGUUAUGGCUACCACGGCCCUUUCUUAGAGUGGUGGGGCGGAUACCACAAACCAGAGGACAUUCAGAUCUGGAUCAACGAACUACUUUUACCGGUGUUUGACCUUAAACCAAGUUCCGACUUCAAGCUGCUCGACCUUGGCUGUGGAUACGGGAGGUACACACUUAUGAUCGCCAAGCGUUUUCCAAACAGCACCGUGUAUGGCAUUGACCCGGACAGGAAAUCCAUCGACGAAGCCAACAUGCAACUGCAAAAGGAAGCACUGAGCAAUGUCAACUUCCUGUGUGUGCCGGGAGAACAGCUUCCCCAAGACUGGACGGAAAAUUUCGAUUUUGUAAUUUUAAACGACGUCCUUCAUGACGCAUAUGCGGUAGACGGAAUUUUGACGGAAGUCCGUCGUGUUUUGAAAUCCGACGGAUUCGGAGCGGCCUACGAUCCGCCGGUUUCAUCGUACUCCGCCAAGCUGACCGAUACUGACAUUGCCCAGCUGUACCUGCCCCUGAGCUUGUUUUCCUGUCUUCCCAUGAGCCUCUCUGGUCCUUACGGCGAGGGAUACGGCGUGGGCUGGGGCUACGAAAAGCGGAGGGAGAAGAUCGAAAAACAUGGCUUCCGUCUGGUCAAAGUCGGAGACAUGGAUAUCGAUGUGGUCCAAGAAAGAAUUGUCUUCCAAAAAUGAUUCAAGCUGGUUUAUGUUUAAAUAAUAAAACUUAAUUUUUCACUGCUUAUGAAUGCAAUAAAAAAAAGUUAUAGUAUGAGUCGUAUUUUAAAACAAGAAUAGGUUACGAAAACAUAUUGGUUAUUUAAAUCUUAAAACAAUAUUUUGGAAAUUGUGGGUUCUAAUCCUGCAUUCUACAAUUGUAAAAUUAUCGCAGCAAUUAUAAUCAAUUUAUUAAGAACGCCAUGGAAUAGCAUCAUAUGAAAAAGCAUACAUGCGUUAAUAUUUAUUUAUUUAAAAAAUUGCGAAAUUUUCUAGAAACUUCUUUUUUAUAUAUCUAGUCAUGCUGACAAAAUUUGGGUCUGGUUGAUCAUCGCAAAUUGCAGUUAAACACGGCAUUUUACCUUUUAAAAUACCCAGUGUCAAACUCUGCCAUCUGUGUCAAUUCAUGAAUCAGUGUCAAAGAAGACUUUACCUGUAGUAAUUAAUAAAUCUGAAACUUUUAAUAUUCAUAUAUAAUCUGAUCUUGAAAUGUCGAUAUCAAAGCACUUGCCCUGUAAACAUUUCUUCCACGGGCAGAGGUAGAUCAACUUCUUCUAAAUACUGCAUGAAAAUCAUAUUAAUUAUAUCAUAUACAAUGUUCACGCAAUUUAUUUACUAUA